UCAGCGAAAUCAGACGUCCAUUUCGGCCGUUCGGCUAAGUUCAAGAAGGUGCUUUCGCUCUGAUUGUGUAUGUGUUUAGGCGUUUGGCAAGUUCGUCUAUGUUUGGUUGCCAAUUCCAUCAAUGGCCGCUUCAAUUCUUCGCCCUUCCCCUUCCUUCAGCAACUUCAGGACUGGUCAAGUAUGUCUACAUAUUAAUUCAGAGCAGUUACAGACUUCCAUCCUGUGUUUUCCUUUUAGUAUCCAAAAUAAACGAGGCAACAGCAAACUGUAUAUGAUCCCUAAUAAAGCCAUUUCCUGUUGCCACAUCUUGAGGCCUUCUGCAGGAUCAUCUGGUUCAAUAGAAUUAGAUGGCACACGCCAAGGGGAUCAAGCUUCUUCUAGUGUUUCAAGUCCAAACAAUCUUCCAGGCGGGUCAAUGAAGUUGCUUGAUCACUCAAGGAGUCCACCUGCGGAUAUUGCUGAUUUGGAAAGACAGUUAGAGGAGUUGUUUAAUGAAGUUAAAACUAUGAUUAAGAUGGGGAACAAAGAUGAUGCUAUAAACCUUCUUGAAGCAAAUUAUGAAUUGUUGAAAGAGCAGAUGGAUGCAGGUGCUAGAGGCAUAGAAGAGGCUGCCAUUCUAGACAUCAUAGCCUUGGGAUACUUGGGUAUUGGGGACUCGAAAAUGGUCGAUUACCUGUUGGGCAUGUUGAAUGAUGUUGUUGAUGGUUUAGAGGAUGGUGAACCCCUUCUUGAUUCAAUACUGAUGCAUAUGGGAAGUAUGUAUUCAACUAUGGGGAAAUUUGAGAAAUCCAUGCUUGCAUACAGGAGGUCUCUUGAAAUUCUAGAGAGAGAAUAUGGGAAAAAUAGUCCUUUUCUUGUCACGCCAUUAAUAGGGAUGGCAAAGGUAUUUGGUUCUAUUAGAAGAGCUAGAGAAGCAGCAAAAGUAUAUCAUGAUGUGAUUGGCAUAUUAGAGUUGAGCAAAGGUGCAGAAGGUGAGGAUUUGGUGGUGCCUUUGCUUGGCCUUGGCAAUCUUUUAAUGAAGGAAGGAAAACAUAUGGAUGCUGAAAAUUCUUUUAUCAGAAUUCUUGACAUAUACUCAAAGUUAUAUGGACAGAAUGAUGAAAGAGUUGGAAUGGCUAUGUGUUCUUUGGCUCACGUGAAAUGUGCAAAAGGGAAUGUUGAUGAAGCCAUUCAUUUAUACAGAAAUGGCCUUCAGAUCCUCAAGAAUUCAAAAUGUAUAGCUUUGGAUGACAGCAUAAUGGAGAAAAUGAGAAUAGACUUAGCAGAAUUGCUGCAUUUGACAGGAAGAAGAAAAGAAGGCCAUGAGCUACUGGAGGAAUGCUUGUUCAUAACUGAGAAAUGCAAAGGGAAAGAACACCCUACCCUAGUUACUCACCUCAUAAAUCUUGCAACCUCCUAUUCAUGCUCAAAGAACUAUGCAGCAGCUGAGCAGUUGUUGCGGACAAGUUUGCAGAUCAUGAAUAAGACCGGGGGGCCUGAUGAUCCAUCCAUCAGUUUCCCAAUGUUACAUCUUGCUGUUACUCUCCACAACUUGAAUCAGUAUGAAGAAGCUGAGCAACUAGCACUGGAGGCUUUGCACAUCCGAGAAAAGACAUUUGGAGAAGACUCUCUUCCUGUUGGGGAAGCUCUUGACUGCUUAGUGUCUAUACAGACCAAAUUAGAGAAGGAAGAGGGAAAGCUUCUGGAGCUUCUGAAGAGGGUUCUGGCAAUUCAAGAGAAAUCAUUUGGUCAUGAGAGCGAGGAGGUAAUGGAAACCCUUAAAAAGAUUGCAUUCUACCUAGACAAACUGGGGAUGAAGGAUGAGAAAUUUCCUGUGCAGAGGAGACUGUCCAUGCUUAGAACGAAAUACAAACACAUGGUUCAGUAUUAGAACACAUCCUACUGCGAUUAGCCCCUUGAUUAGCUUUGACCAAAGGGUUGAUCAGCAUCAAUGUGUUCUAGCGUGUAUCAAUCUCAUGAUUCACUCGAGUUCUUGUUCAUGAAGACUCUCAAUCCAUAGAAGAAUUAGGUCAUGUUAGGAUGGGGGCUGUAGUUUUGUUAAUGUAGUGUAUCUAAUUUUUAUGUUGGCUGUUUUGAUCAAAAUUUAGACAGCUUUGCUCCCGAGCAAGCUAUCAUGAAAACCAACAACAAAAUCAAAUAUGUUGGUAACUUCUACUGUUCCUGUAUAAUGGGUCUUAGGUACUGUGUUGGUCCUUUGCCAUGACUGAAUCAACGGAGUGGCUUGCGUUGAAAUGGCCCUUGAAUUGUCAUUACCAAAACUGAACAAUAAUGCGGUUGCCUCUGUUUGUUUGAGUAGGAGUUAUUAUAUAAAGUCAAGUUGGAGUAUUUCUUUGUUAGAAAAA
Messenger RNA from Diospyros lotus (date-plum), 2342 nucleotides. RefSeq lists its product as uncharacterized. The transcript is spliced from 9 exons. Gene Ontology annotation, molecular function: protein binding. The coding region runs from base 122 to 1870 and encodes 582 amino acids. The record is from RefSeq and is a predicted model, not a curated record. Lineage: Eukaryota; Viridiplantae; Streptophyta; Magnoliopsida; Ericales; Ebenaceae. Gene Ontology annotation, cellular component: chloroplast. Gene Ontology annotation, biological process: chloroplast organization.